GGGUAAAAUAUACUCUUGCGGAAGUUCAUGCACAUGCACGUUUAAGGACGCACUAAGAAUACACUAUGGGGAAGCAAAUAUUAAUGUAGAACACAUUCAUUGUCUAGUAAAAAGAGCAAGCCUAAGGAAAUAUUUGUAUGUAAAUAGAAAGUACAUACACUAAAAGGUAAAGAUAAAGGAGAUUGUACGGAGUUUAUGGCGACCGACGACCGGUUUGGAGUUGCCGCCCCUGAUUUACGUGGCUACACAGUUCGUGGUUUCUUAGAUAAGAAGAGACCAAGCAAGAAACUUUUGUCAGUUAAAUACCAGAGACGAUGGUGUGUCCUGCACGACUCAACCCUGUAUUACUUUUUUGACCCCAGGGACAGGAGACAAAAAGGAUCCUUCUCAUUAAUAGGUUACAAAUUUUGGCAUGGAGGGACAGAAAACUCUUUUUCGCUGGUAGCAAGCGGGAAAAGAACGUAUGAUUUCAUAUGUCCAACGAGUGAAGACUUUGAAAAAUGGAAAGCUGGUAUUCUAGCAGUUACAGAAAAUGUCCCUCUCGGACACGAGGUAUUUGUAAACAAAAAGUCGAUGCACAAUAAUACCUCAUCGCCUUCUGCUACCAAAAGGACUGUAAUAAAAAGAACGUUAUCACGUGAAAGUUCUAGUGACAGUACAGACAACAUGGAGAUCCCUCCUUCACGACCCCCUCCUGUGACAAGACCCCCAAAGAGACCACCGAUGCCCCCGAUACCAAAAACAGGGAAAACCCCAGUUACAAAGAAGCAGUCGGAGCCUACAAAAGACGUAUAUGCUGCCGUGAAUAAGUCCCAGUUAAGCCGAUCGAAUACAGCUAUUCCUGUUACCAAACCCCAAACAAAUGAUGACCUUGAUGAUUAUGACGUGAUAGGAAAUCACAUGCUACAAAGUAACGUCAACAAAGAUGAUCUUGACGAUUAUGACGUGGUAGAUAAGCAUUUGAAACACAGUGACAUGAGCACGGACUCUGAGGAUGAGAUUUAUGAUCGGGCUCGGGACCCACCAGAACCAGUGUAUUCUUUUGCUAGGCAGCACAGCACACAAUCUGUGUCCUCGUCAGAUUCUGAGGUGGACUAUGCCCGGGUAAAUCCACGCAGUUCAGAUUUAGAUGACUACGCAAGUACCACUGAGAUCCAAAUGCUUCGGCGAACCUCCUCUAGUUAUGACAAACCCUACGAAAUCGAAAAUCUGAAAAAGGAAUCCGAUUUUGAAAAUUCUAAUGAAGAAUCCUACCUUACCAGUGCUGAUUUGCACGGUCAAAAGAGUUCUAAUAAGUCCUCAACUAAACAAAUGGAGUCGAACAUUGCAUCACUGUUGGGCCUCAAACUUAAGGGUGAAAAGCAAACAAUAUCAUGUGACGCAGACUUAGAUACAUACGUGGAAUUCGUUGCAGAAGGUGCGAAACAAGAUCCUUCACCUAAAAACAGAUCAAAAAAGAAGCGUGAUGAGUCAGUCUUGAAUAGUGUUCCAGAGGAUCCUUACAUGGAAUUUAUUGGUGAGGGGGGACUAUGUGAUGGGGCAGGGGGACAGGUUGAUGAUGAGGGGGGACGGGGACUAGGUGAAGAAGAGGAGGAUGACGACGCUUUCCAGUCAGAAGACUCUGCUACAGAUAGUGACAUUGUACAGACCAAAAACACAAAGAACGAAACCAAACCGAAGAAACCAUUGUCUCAUAUUCAUUCAUUACAGUUGGAAUUAAACAGCAAACUUGCUCAACGUUUAAAGGGAGCAAGAGAAAUCACAUCGCCAGAUAAAGAGUCCAAUCUGUCUGAAGAGGAUGAACCUUUGUAUCAAAACUUUUUACAGAUAAACUCUUUGGAGACGCGGAGUCUCCCACGUGACAUUCUGCCUGCUUCCCCGCCAUUACUGUUACACAAACGGAAACAGUCAAGUUUUGAAUCCAGCAGUGACAGUUCUAGUGAAGAAGAAUUCACCCAAUGUGUUUCCAUGUCUCACUAACGUAUAAAACAAAACUUAACUCAUUAAAAUGAAAUGAAGCCGAAUGUAAAAGGAUGCAAUAUAAUUAUAGUAUUUACUAAUAACAUAUAUUAAAUCGUCCAAAAACUAUAUACAUGUACACAUACUUUCAUUUACUGGAAAACAUUUUAAGAAAUCCUAAUCCAGACCGUCUAAUUGACAUAUGACGACAUUAAGGAAUUGAUUUUACAUCAGAUUCACAUGUUAAAAUUUAUCCACUCAAAAUUUUGUUAUUAGCUGCAGAUCUGUAGCUCGCAGGUCUGAAAAAAUAGGAUGGACAUUGAACGAAAGGGCUACAGUGUCACACAUUGAAAAAAAUGUAUAUUUAUUGCGCACGGAAUAGUGCGCCGUAUUCUCUCUUUUGUACAAUUCUCUGUUAUCCUUGGACUUUCAGCAAGGCGUGGCAUUCUCGACGCUACGUAAUUAACGUCUUUCAAAUGGCGAAUAGAUUUUCAUUGAUUAAAAAUAAAAUUAAUAACAUCAGCAACUUUUAAAUGUUGUUGACAACGAUGAGAAGACUUAAGCCCCACCUGUUUGCCCUACGAAACGUUGUAAUUGGAUAAUUGCUACACUCGUUCACACUCGCCCGAAGUUUUCAAGAGUGAAUGAAAGGCUGUUAAAAUUUCAGACGUUAAUCAUGUAACGUCGAGAAUACCAGGCCUUACUGAAAGUCCAAGGAUAACAGAGAAUUGUACUAUUUCUCCGUGUAGUCAUGCUGCCAUCUCACAAUUUUACUAAUCGUGUGUUUCUAUUACAAAACACUUCCAAAAACCGUUGUUAAUAGCCCAAGUGGGUCUGAAAGUGAGAUCAUCGAAAAUUUCAUCUAUUAACGCUGCCAUAUUAGGUGUUAAGAUAAUUCAGUUCAAUGUUCUUCGUGCAUGACUUUUAUAAUUAAGUUUAACUUUACAUGCAGUUUUGUUGUGGAAGUAGUAAAAUAAUAUGUAAGAAACACAUUGUUAGUAAUAUUUUGAAAUAUACGGUGAAAAAAUCGAGAAAUGGCGCACUUUUUGUGCGCAAUAAAUAUACACUUUUUUCAAUGGGUGGCACUGUACCUCUCUGGUCAUGCAUCUCAGCGAGCCACAUAUCUGCUGCUAUUUUGUUAUAGAAAUGAACAUUUUUUAAGAGUUGUCUCUCUUAAAGCAGUGUCUAGAAUGGAAAAGGGUCAUAUGUCAGAGAAUUGCUGAAUGAAUGAA
Molecule: messenger RNA, 3191 nt
Organism: Saccostrea cuccullata (small rock oyster)
Lineage: Eukaryota; Metazoa; Mollusca; Bivalvia; Ostreida; Ostreidae
Exons: 13
Coding region: 196-1980 (594 amino acids)
Cellular component (GO): plasma membrane; cytoplasm
Source: RefSeq, a predicted model, not a curated record